Messenger RNA from Blastomyces gilchristii SLH14081, 1197 nucleotides. RefSeq lists its product as uncharacterized. The coding region runs from base 144 to 530 and encodes 128 amino acids. Lineage: Eukaryota; Fungi; Ascomycota; Eurotiomycetes; Onygenales; Ajellomycetaceae. The record is from RefSeq and is a predicted model, not a curated record. The transcript is spliced from 2 exons.
CGCACACUGAAAAAAAGGGGUAAAUCUACAAUUUUACCCCUAUUUGUCGCCAUACGUAAAACAUCAACAAAUAGUCCUCUGCGCUGCUAUAUAUAUCCAUAUAUAUAUGAUUCAUCCCGUAAAAUAACUUUCCACAACCCCAAAUGCCUCUCCAGGCCCUCAUCCUCGCCGGCGGCCAGUCAUCGCGCAUUGGAGCGCGCAAGGAACUGCUCCGGCUAACGAGCAAUUCGCCACCGCUUUUCCUGCACCUUGCGCUGGUUCUGAAAAGAGCAUGCCCGGAGCUGGAUGUGGUUCACGUCUCGUUGAAGGACCGGACCGGGACGCUGCGACAGACCUUGACGUGCUACCGCAAUGCGCAGGGCCACUACGAGCCCCCGUUCGCCAUAUGGACGCCUGCGGCUCUUGGGAUCUUAGAUGCCAAUAUGAAGUGGGGUAACACGGGUCCGCGGAUUGUUAUUCAGGAACUUGAUUCCAGAGGACUUGGGGAGUUGAGGGUGGUGGUGGUGGUGGUGCCGCGGGAGGAAAUGUAGUUGUUAAAUGCGAAAUACGAUCGAGGAGUGCGGGGACGCGGUGAGGCUAUUUAGGGAAGGGGUAGGGAAAAAUCUAUAAGGAUGGAAGCUAUAGUUACAGGUUAUUAAUUAUUACAGUUAGAUGUCCGGCUUUAAAAAUAAGCCAUGGAAUAAAGCACGCCCUCCUCCCAUCAGGGGGUAAAUAUCAACACCAUCCCCCCCAUGAGCUCUGCACGAUCCGGGUGGAUAUGCAUGCACCCGGCAAUCCGCGCCCAGGAAUGGCCUAAGUUUACCGGAACUAUGGUCUACAACGAUGCCGACCUCCAUUGCACACUGGUCUCCUCGAGAAAGCACUUCCCCAGCACAAAAUACGUCGUUAUCCGCUGGAAAUGAUGCAACCAAUUUUCUAUUCGCAGGGAUACCAUUUAGCAUAUUAGCGCCAUCGUCUCUGCGUGUACUUUCCUUUGCUUCAUUCAGUUUAUCAGGAUGAUUAUUAUUCCUGUGUUGGUGAUGUUCCACGAGAGACCGGAUUAUGCCCCGGACAGGCUGUUCAGAUGGUUGCGACAUCAGCGUGCGAAGAUAUGGCACGACGAGAAACUUAAGGCAAGCAACACUGGCGACGGGGUUUCCGGGUAGACCGAAGAAUGCAACUUUUUCCUCUUCUUCCCCUUACUUUCUCUUCUUCCUU